AAACCACAGUUUUCAAUCCCUGGCGCGCUGAAGAGUGGAGUAGAGAGACCCAAUUCCCUCCUCAUUCUGAGAGAGCCACUUCACAUUUUCAAAAAUUCCUGCAGAAAUGCCCGUACGCCGUCUCAGACUCGAUUCCGACACCGACGAAGAAGAACAACACCCACCCCAAUCCCAACCCCUACCACGGCCACAGCCACAGCCGCAGCCACAUUUUCCGGAGGUUCCCGUUGAAAUCUCCGACGACGACUUCAUCGACGUCGCUGAAAGCCUCUCUCCGCCCUCCCCUUCCUGUCCAGUCUUUGACUUCCUCCGCCGCCUCGGUCUGUCUCUCAAGAGAGGCUGGCUCGCUUCCUGUCUCCGCCAACUCCAAGUCUCUGUUACGUCCUUCGAACACCUCGACGUUGCCGCGAAAGCCAAACUUUGUUUGGAGCAGUUCCUUUUCGCCGACAUGAAUUUAUGUGGCGCCGGCGUUCUCCCUCUUGGCGUCGAUUCCAUGCACCUUCGCGUUCUCCCUGGUCCCUACGUUUUGCAGGUUGAUGAAAUAAUUAAUAUCACUUGUCCCCUACGAGGAAGAUACGAACAAGCACCUCCUGGACCUAAGAGGUGCCUCAAGUUGUCAAUGACUGACGGUGUUCAGAGAGUCUUUGGAAUGGAGUAUAGACCUAUCAAAGCGCUUGAAGUUUGUGCCCCUUCUGGUUUAAAGGUUGCUAUCUCUAAUGUACAUGUGCGUCGUGGACUUCUAAUGUUGGUCCCUGAAACCAUUGAAGUUUUGGGGGGAUUGGUUGAGGAGCUGGAUGCUGCUCGAAAACGACUGGUUGAAGAAAUAAACAAGCCACCUAGGGGGAAAAGAAACAAAAAUGGAGAGCUCCCUCCUUUAGCUACUAGAGCAACACUUGCUGCGUGGCCUCCAGGUGGGGUUGAUAAUCGUGCGUGCAAUGGCUCCACACUGCACAGUACUGUUUCUUUCCAAGAAAACAACCAAGGUGCUGGCCGAAGCAUACCUGGCACUAUUAACAGCUUAACAACUGAAGAUACUUUGUCCAUGGGUGCACACAGUGCUCCUGCUAAUUCAAUACACCGCAUGUCAUCACAUUCCAUGGGUGCACACAGUGCUUUAACUACAGGUGCUGGCCGAAGCAUACCUAGCACUGUUAACAGCUUAACAACUGAAGAUACUUUAUCCACGGAUGCACACAGUCCUCCUGCUAAUUCAAUACACGGCAUGUCAUCACGUUCCAACGCCAUGAAUAUGGAUACGCCUAGGGAUACCAAUCCUGUAUCCCAUGCUAGUCCUAUGUCUAACCGGCUCUCUUCUGUAAUCUCAAAGGCCAAGGAGAUGCACAUAGAUGCUUCUAAUGCAAGGGAAUGUUCUAUUGACAAUCAGUCUUCUAACAUGGAUUCAAAUGUUGCAGCUGCACAUAUUGACACAGUUAAUAUAACACCAGAAAAUUCUGUUGGUAUUGAGUGCUCUCCUGUUGUUUACAAUGUUGAGACAGAUACAGAUGGAACUCCUGUUGCUACAGAUACUAUUCUGCAUAGAACCACAUGCACUGCUUUAAAUACUAGCGAUGUCCAGAUGGUCGAUGCCCUUAACCAUCCACUCAUACUGUCUAGAGACCAAGAGGUUCCUUUCACAUACAUAGCUAGUUUGUCAGUCAAGUGGGCUAAAAUGAAGGAGGAAGCUCCUUCCGUUCAGGGGAAAAUCAAGUGCUUUUUGACUGGUGUAAAAGGAUUCCAGUUUAAGAAAAGGACAACAUAUGAACUUCAGGCGUAUGUAGACGAUGGUAGCCUUAUUUCUGAAAUCCUUGUCGAUCAUAAUGUUGUAGAGAAAGGAAUUGGUUAUUCUCCUGAGGAGGUAACUGCAGCUCUUUCUUCCCCUGACACAAAGAUUGUCCACCAAAUGAAAGAUACAAUGCGUAAAUUUCAAGCAUUUUUAGCAAACUUUGAGGGAAUAAUUCUUGUGGAGUUCAAUAAAAAAAACCCCCUUCCACUUGCUCUAGAGAUGAGUCAAGGUUGUCCUCAGUCUGAUGCAUGGUUACUUCUGAGAAGGCUGAAGUCUCUUCAACCUCCACUAGUUCAAAACCCUACGGAUCCGAUUGAAUUAUCCCCGUAAUUAUGUGAAUGACUUGCAUUUUAUAAUUUAGCCUGGACAAAGUUGUGCUCAAAAUGAUUACACCACCAAGCAAAUAAAAUGUAAUCAUUGCAGACCUUAAUAUCAUGAUGAAUGUAGUACCAUUCAGCACACUCCACCAUAAUACUCGAGUUCCGAGACCCUGCAUAACUAAGAUGGACAUAGAAGAAUGACGAUGUGAGAGAGCAUUUGUUGCUGAACCAACCUGUAUUCUGGUAUUGUGACUGGAAGGUUGAAUUUUUAUCCAUGAAUUUUAGAUGUAAGAAAUGCAGGUAAUAUUAGCCAGGGGAAAAGUCGGUGUUCAUUUUCGUCAAAUCGGGGCAGGUGGAUCUAACAUGGCUUUGGGGGAAAGAGGAAAGAAUCAAGAUUAUAAUGUUAUUAAAGGUUGCCUGGUAUUUAAACCACUGGUGAAGCACGGAUUGGCUUUAUAUAUUUUCAUUGUUCUUGGUGUAAAGGUGUUCCCAUUGGAGGUUUAUUUGUUGGAUGAUAUUGUCUAUAUCUACAACCUAAGGAUGUAUUGCAAUUCAUGAAUGGCCAUGUGAUUUGUUCUUGUAAUUUGAAAUGUAACUUCUGUAGUGGAUUUUAGCUUUGCUACACGUAAUCUUAAGUAGUUUUUGUAAAGUUUGCUCUGGCAUUUUCAUCAUCAAUGUACCUCCGACAUUAUAAUGAUUAAAACAGUCACAAAUGUACAUGUUUG
Vigna radiata var. radiata (mung bean) is the source of this 2828-nucleotide messenger RNA. Its product is annotated as recQ-mediated genome instability protein 1. The record is from RefSeq and is a predicted model, not a curated record. Gene Ontology annotation, biological process: double-strand break repair via homologous recombination; resolution of meiotic recombination intermediates. Gene Ontology annotation, molecular function: nucleotide binding. The transcript is spliced from 8 exons. NCBI's taxonomy places the organism in Eukaryota, Viridiplantae, Streptophyta, Magnoliopsida, Fabales, Fabaceae. Gene Ontology annotation, cellular component: RecQ family helicase-topoisomerase III complex; nuclear body. The coding region runs from base 107 to 2113 and encodes 668 amino acids.